Tripterygium wilfordii is the source of this 2989-nucleotide messenger RNA. Its product is annotated as scarecrow-like protein 9. The record is from RefSeq and is a predicted model, not a curated record. Gene Ontology annotation, cellular component: nucleus. Lineage: Eukaryota; Viridiplantae; Streptophyta; Magnoliopsida; Celastrales; Celastraceae. The coding region runs from base 252 to 2516 and encodes 754 amino acids. Gene Ontology annotation, molecular function: DNA-binding transcription factor activity; sequence-specific DNA binding. The transcript is spliced from 2 exons. Gene Ontology annotation, biological process: regulation of DNA-templated transcription.
CGGUGACACUUUAACGACGAAAAGCAAUGGCUGUGAUUCCCACUCUUACAUAGGAAAAGACUUUUUCUGCACAGUUCUUCCACACCAUGGUCUCCCACUUUGUUUUUCUCUGUUCCUGCACCUCUGCUUCUUCUAGAGCUAAGGUUUCAACUCCAAACAGGUACAUGGAGUGAGCUAAUUUGAAGAACCGACCGUUAUUCAAAGUCAAUUCGAAAGAAGAGGGGAUUGGAUUUGGGUAUUUGCAGAAGUAGAUGAUUAUGGAUCCUCGGUUGAGAGGGUUUUCAGGUUACAUGAAUGGAAUGGGAUUGGGAAACCAACCUAUAUCAGUUCUUCCAAAUCAGAAUCUUGUUGCAGGACACAGGUUCGAAAACAGCCUAAUUGAUCAUAACUUAAGGCCACAUUAUUAUUUUCCUUCUGAUCCUAAACCGAGCGAGAGAGAUUCAUAUUCGACUGUCAAUCAUGAGGAGGAUACUCCAGAAGAUUGCGAUUUUUCUGAUACAGUUUUGGGUUACAUAAGCCAGAUUCUUAUGGAAGAAGACAUGGAGGAGAAGACUUUUAUGUUUCCAGAUUCUUUAGAUCUUCAAGCUGCUGAGAAAUCAUUCUAUGAUGUGCUCGGCAAAAAGUACCCUCCUUCACCAGAGCCUCAUAAGCAGAUUUAUAUCCAUCAAAAUGGGAAGAGCCCAAACAAUAACUUGUGUGGAAGUUAUAGCAAUAGUCUUAGUAGGGGCAAUGAUGACAUGAGUAGCUGUUUAGUUGACAAUAAUUGGAUUAAGAAUAUGGGUGCUCAUAGUUCCUUUCAAGUGCAGACUCUUCCUGUUUCUUGCAUAUCCCAGUCGUCUUAUAGCUCUUCGAACAGUGUAAUUACUAGUGUGGAUGGGAUGAUGGAUUCUCCGAGCAGUGCUCUUUGGGUUCCUGAUCAGAAUACAGAGAGCCAAUCUAUAUGGCACUUCAAGAAGGGGGUUGAGGAGGCUAGUAAGUUUCUUCCAAUUGGUAAUGAGUUAUUUGUUAAGUUGGAUACGAAUGGGUCAUUAACUCAGGUUGCCAAGGGAGGGAUAAGUGAUGUGGCAUUAAAGAUUGAGAAAAGAGAUGAGGAAGAGUUUUCACCGAGUGGAUCGAGGGGAAGGAAGAAUCGUCACAGGGAUGAUAGUGAUUUAGAGGAGGUGAGGAGUAACAAGCAGGCUGCAGUUUAUACAGAAAGCACUCUACGAUCGGACAUGUUUGAUGAUGUGCUGCUUUGUACCAUGGGGAAAGGUCUAUCUGAUUGGUCUGCUCUUCGUGAUGCUCUCAAGGAAGGAGCUAGCAAAAUUUUACGGAAGAAUGACAAGCGGAUGGGAUCGACUGGUGGAAAGGUUCGUGGUAAGAAGCAAAGUCGGAAGAAGGAUGUGGUAGAUUUGAGAACUCUUCUGAUUCAUUGUGCACAAGCUGUUGCAGCAGAUGAUCAUAGGAGUGCAAAUGAUUUUCUCAGACUGAUUAGGCAGCAUUCUUCUCCAAUUGGCGAUGGAAAUCAGAGAUUGGCCAAUUGCUUUGCCAACGGCCUUGAGGCACGUCUGGCUGGUACUGGUAGCCAGAUCUACAAAGGCCUUGUUAAGAAGAGAACACCUACUGCUGAUAUCUUGAAAGCUUACCGGCUAUAUAUUGCUGCAUGCCCAUUCAGGAAGCUCUCUAACUUCACUGCAAACAAGACGAUAAUGAGCAUAGGAAAAAAUGCAAAGACACUACAUGUCAUUGAUUUUGGAAUCCUCUAUGGUUUUCAAUGGCCCACCCUUAUCCAACGACUCUCAUUGAGAGCUGAUGGACCUCCAAAAAUCCGGAUUACUGGGAUUGAUUUUCCUCAACCUGGUUUUCGCCCAGCAGAGCAAAAUGAGGAAACAGGACGUCGCUUAGCAGCUUAUGCUGAGCAUUUCAAAGUGCCAUUUGAGUACAAUGCCAUAGCAAAGAAAUGGGAAACCAUUCAAUUAGAGGAACUCAAGAUUGAGAAGGACGAGUUCCUUGUUGUUAAUUGUCUGCAUAGAUCUAAGAAUUUGCUUGAUGAAACUGUGGCUGUGGACAGUUCAAGAGAUAUAUUUCUCAAAAUUAUAAGGAAGAUUAAUCCUGCUAUUUUCAUUCAUGGUAUUAUUAAUGGUACCUACAAUGCACCCUUCUUUGUUACACGGUUCCGGGAAGCUCUAUUUCAUUUCUCUGCAAUGUUUGAUAUGCUUGAAACUAUUGUACCACGGGUAUAUCAAGAGAGGAUGUUGAUUGAGAAAGAGAUUUUCGGCAGGGAAGCUUUGAAUGUUAUAGCUUGUGAGGGCUGGGAGAGGGUGGAGAGGCCAGAAACAUACAAGCAGUGGCACGUCCGUCACUUGAGGGCAGGUUUUGUGCAGGUCCCUUUGGAGCGAGAGAUUGUGAACAGGGCAAUUAACAGAGUAAGGUCAAGUUACCACAAGGAUUUCGUGAUCGACGAAGAUAGCCGGUGGAUGUUGCAGGGAUGGAAGGGCCGCAUUGUGUAUGCCCUCUCUGCUUGGAAGCCUGCCUAAGGACUAAGGUACUUGAUCAUGUGUGAGGGCCAGCUUAUCAGCUUUCAGUUGCGGCCACUGGCUUUCUUAGGUGCAUUUACUUCAGUAAAGGGUAAACAAUUAUCGCGUACAAGACCCCCGCAGUGGGCAAGGUCAUAGACAGACUAGAUAUACAUAGACUUUACCACAUAAUAUAUGUUGAGAGGUUGUUUCUAGCAAUUAAAUAUCUAUACUUCUAGGUUAUACCCCUAUAACUCUAUCAUUAUGGUCUUCGUCAACAUGGUGGGGAAAUGAGAUUUUUGACUCCAAUGGUGGACUGAUCAUGAUCUGGGUACUAAUCAUUCAAUUGGUAAGUUUAGGGAUAAGGUGUCGUUGAAUGCACACUACUGUUUCAUACUGUCACUAUGUAAAAGAAAACGACGCCAAUUGACAAUGAGUAUCAAGAGUCCAUGUUUUCCCCCCUCGUGUUUUUCAAGUCCUUGGUUAUAGAAUUA